Molecule: messenger RNA, 3593 nt
Organism: Equus caballus (horse)
Lineage: Eukaryota; Metazoa; Chordata; Mammalia; Perissodactyla; Equidae
Gene: CASP9
Product: caspase 9
Biological process (GO): apoptotic process; intrinsic apoptotic signaling pathway in response to DNA damage; proteolysis
Cellular component (GO): cytoplasm
Source: RefSeq, a predicted model, not a curated record
CAAUGCUGUGGCCGGUCUGGGGGCGGAUCUUGGGGCGCGGGCGGGCGCGCUGGCCGAGGCCCGGAAGCGGACGGAGGCGGCCCGGGUCCCCGCCGUCUAUCUGCCAUGAACGAGGCCGACCGGCAGCUCCUGCGGCGGAGCCGGCUGAGGCUGGUCCGCGAGCUGCAGGUGGACUCGCUCUGGGACGCUCUGCUAACCCGCGAGCUCUUCACGCCCGACAUGAUCGAGGACAUCCAGCGCUCUGGAUCUCGGCGCGAUCAGGCCAGGCAGCUGAUCAUAGAUCUAGAGACUCGAGGGAGUCAAGCCCUGCUUUUGUUCAUCUCCUGCUUAGAGGACACAGGCCAGGACACACUGGCUUCAUUCCUGAGAACGAGUAGCCAAGCCGCCAAGCAGAAUCCAGAGGCCAUCAGACCCUCGGACCUCCCACCUGUGGUGCUCGGACCAGUGGGCCUCAAACCAGAGGAGCUGACAGCAGUGAAGCAGGACCCAUCGAAGCUGACUCCAGGAAAACUCACUCCAGUGGUGCUGGGGCCCGAGGAGCUCUGGCUGGCCAAGCUCAGGCCAGAGGUUCUCAGACCAGAGGUGCCCAGGCCAGUGGACAUUGGUUCUGGAGGAUUCAGUGAUGUCCGUGCUCAGGACAGAUUGAGGGGAAACGCCGAUUUGGCGUACGUCCUGAACGCGGACCCCUGUGGCCACUGCCUCAUCAUCAACAACGUGAACUUCUACCUGGCGUCGGGGCUCGGCAGGCGCGUCGGCUCCGACAUUGACUGCGAGAAGCUGCGGCAGCGCUUCAGCCUGCUGCAUUUCAUGGUGGAGGUGAAGGGCGACCUGACCGCCAAGCAAAUGCUCCGGGCCUUGGGGGAGCUGGCACGGCGCGACCAUGGUGCUCUAGACUGCUGCGUGGUGGUCAUCCUCUCUCACGGCUGUCAGGCCAGCCACCUCCAGUUCCCGGGGGCUGUUUAUGGCACAGACGGAUGUCCUGUGUCCAUCGAGAGCAUCGUGAACAUCUUCAAUGGAACUGGCUGCCCCAGCUUGGGAGGGAAGCCCAAGCUGUUUUUCAUCCAGGCCUGCGGUGGGGAGCAGAAAGACCCUGGGUGUAAGGUGGACUCCACCUCCCCUGAAGACAGGACCCCUGGCAGUGACUCUGAGCCAGAUGCUGUCCCGUUCCAGGAAGGCCCAGGCACCUUCGACCAGCCGGAUGCUGUGUCCAGUUUGCCCACACCCAGUGACAUCUUUGUGUCCUACUCCACCUUCCCAGGCUUUGUCUCCUGGCGGGAUCCCAAGAGCGGCUCCUGGUACGUCGAGACCCUGGAUGGUGUGUUUGAGCAGUGGGCUCACUCUGAAGACCUGCAGACCCUCCUGCUCAGGGUAGCUCACGCUGUUUCGGAGAAAGGAGUUUACAAACAGAUUCCUGGUUGUUUUAAUUUCCUCCGGAAAAAAUUUUUCUUUAAAACUUACUGAGGCCAGAGCCCCUCACCCUGCCUUCUCUUUACCCCCAAACUUUCCUGCUCCAGGCCCGGCGGCGGCUGAGGCCUGGGCCUUUCUCCAACCACAGCUGCCACGUUUGGCGGCCUGUAGAGAGUCUUGUUUCCCCACCGGCGGCAGACAGGCUCUUACGAGCUUCCCAAUUGGAGACACAUGACCGGCGCUGGAGGAAGAGGAAGCAGAAGCACGCCAGGGUCAUCAUGCCGCUCUCCACCAGCGCCUGGUUCUUGGCUAAUAACCGUGGUCUGUGACCCCUGUUUUCUCUGGGGCAGGGCUUCUAAGCCUCGGCAUAGUGAUCUUUGGGGCCAGGUCAUUCUUUGUUGUGGGGCCUUCCUGUGGAUUGUAGGAUGUUUGACUACUGGCCUCUAUCCACUAGAGGCCCGUAGCAACACCCUUGAGUAGUGACAGCCAAAAAUGUCCUCACACAUUGCCGAAUGUCCCUUGGUGGGCCACUUGAGAACCGCUGAUCUGUAGGAACUUUUGGCUGCAAACCAGCCAGCAUCUCCCUUGGAUCAGCAAGUUUGGGGCAACUAGAGUCUGAACAGCUGGAAUCUGUGAAUCCUAAAUGAAGUUUUAAAAAUUACUAAUUUUUCCUGUAUUGCAAUAUUCUUAAAAAAAAUAAAUCUUAGGUGAAUAUGGACUGUGUUUUGCCUAUUUCCCACCUCAUCUUGCUCCAACUCUUUGUUCUUCCUUAUAAAGGAGACUUUUGCUGUUCUCGAAACACUUCCCCAUCUCUUAUUUCAUUUGAUCCUCCCCCCCAUCCCAGGAAGGCGACUGGGUGGGACCUGUGUGCUCAGAGAGGUCAAGUUGCUUGUCCAGGGGAACACAGGUGGCCAGUGGAGAGAUGUGGCUGGACCCAGGUCUUCUGAGUCCAGCCUGUGGCUCCAGGUGCCUGCCUUCCUGGCUGAAAGACCCCUGCACCUAGGGUGACCGUCCUGUGUGACACUGAGAUGUUGAGCUUCCCCAGCGAAGGCCCAUCCCUGAGGUCUUUUAAGCUGUCCGCACCGUGGCCUGCUUCUUGCUUUUAGGGCUGGAUGUGAGGAUGGUUUGGUAAUAAGACUCUCACCAAGAUGUGAUGCGUGUAGUUGUUACUUUAUUAUUAGUGUUUUCCUUCUGUGACCUUUCCAAGUCUCAAGCAGUCCGGGGACUUCUGCUGGUUAGUUAUUUGCAAUCACCUGCAGGACACACGUGAGAAAAUAAUCAGGGUCGCUUAGCGGAGCAGAGCUACGUUUCGCAGUUCCCGGCUUUCUCCUUCCGGGCUCCACGCUGCUCCUAUGAACAGAGGCUGCCAGCGAUGCACCGGUUCUCACCUAGGGGCCCUGAUGACCUUUGGGAGAAAAAGAUGUUGUCCCAGCUUUUUGCUGACCUGCUGGGGUCGUCCUGGAAAGAGUGGUCUUAGCCUGGAGUCCUGUUUGGGUUUCAGGGUUGUGGGGAGUGUGAACUCCUAAAAAUUAUGUGCUGACUGUGGGAAUGGGCAUGCUUUUGGAUUUCAUUUGUUUCUCAAAGGAUUUGAGCGCCUCCAAACUGUUAACAAGCACUGCCGUUUGCAAGGCCCAGUUAUGCACUGUGGGUGGGGCUGUCACCUGUGCUCAGAGGCUGUUUAGCAGUAAAUAUGAAACAUUUGAACAUGCCAACUCCGUGAUCCAGGGAUGCUGCUGGAUAUCUAUAGUUCAAAUACUCAGAGCAACGUGUAAGAACGUGUGUCCAAGGAUGUUCACUGCAGCCAGGUGGGGGUGGAAACUAUGGAAUAUGGUUUAGCUGUUAAGAAGAAUGAUGACGAUGUCUGUGCUCACAUGUAAAAUGUGAUAUGGUGUGGAGUGAAAAAACUAAGCUGCAGAAUAGUAGGAAGAGUAAAGUCCUAUUUUUGGUUAUGAGACAGUGUAUACAUAUAUGUACAUAUAUAGGUAUUUUAUAUAUGCACAUAAAUAAAGUCCAGUAGACCACACACUGAGCUGUUAACAGUAAUUAUCUCUGGGGGGUGGAGGUGGAGAUGUAAAACGAGGGGGGACUUCUACACUUUUAAUUGACACACUCAUCUAUUCCUUUAAUAUUUUUACAAAGAGUAUGUAUUACCUUCUAAAAUAAAAAUAAAGCUGGCGAAUGCUGAA